Molecule: messenger RNA, 1482 nt
Organism: Scedosporium apiospermum
Lineage: Eukaryota; Fungi; Ascomycota; Sordariomycetes; Microascales; Microascaceae
Product: ATP-dependent rRNA helicase rrp3
Exons: 2
Coding region: 1-1482 (493 amino acids)
Molecular function (GO): RNA helicase activity; nucleic acid binding; ATP binding
Source: RefSeq, a predicted model, not a curated record
AUGAACCCCUCAAAGAGAAGAAAGACCUCUCAUCCUCCGCAUCCCUCGGGGAAGGCGGUCCCCAAUGGCCGGAAGGAGAGAGAGCCCGUAGAUUCUGUGGACCAGUCCGAGUCCGACUCUGACGCUCAAUCCUCGACCGGGGAGGAACCGACGGCGGCUCAAAAUGCGCAGGCUGAAAACGGAACUGGAAACCCAAAAGCGAAGACAUUUAAGGAACUUGGCGUGGUAGAUUCCCUCUGCGAAGCAUGCGAGUCCCUAGGCUACAAAGAACCCACCCCGAUCCAAGCCAAAGCCAUCCCCCCAGCCCUCCAAGGCCGCGAUAUAAUCGGCCUCGCCGAGACCGGAAGCGGCAAGACCGCCGCCUUCGCCCUCCCCGUCCUGCAAGCCCUCCUCGACAAGCCGCAGCCCUACUUCUGCGUGGUCCUCGCCCCGACGCGCGAGCUCGCGGCUCAAAUAGGCCAAUCCUUCGAGGCCCUCGGCGCCCUCAUCUCGCUGCGCUGCGCCGUGAUCGUCGGCGGUCUGGAUAUGGUGCAGCAGGCCAUCGCGCUCGGCAGGAAACCCCAUGUAAUCGUCGCCACGCCGGGUCGUCUCGUCGACCAUCUGGAGAAGACGAAAGGGUUCUCGCUGCGCACGUUAAAGUAUCUCGUAUUGGAUGAGGCUGAUCGUCUGCUAGACAUGGACUUCGGUCCCAGCAUCGACAAGAUCCUCAAGUUCAUCCCGCGCGAGAGGCGCACGUUCCUCUUCUCCGCCACCAUGAGCUCCAAGGUCGAACACCUCCAACGCGCCAGCUUGAAGGACCCCAUGCGCAUCAGCGUCUCCAACAAUAAAUACCAGACCGUGGCCACCCUCCUCCAGCACUACAUCUUCAUCCCCUCCCUGCACAAGGACACCUACCUCGUGUCCCUGGUCAACGAGUUCGCGGGGCGCUCCAUCAUCAUCUUCACGCACACGGUGCGCGACGCGCAGCGCCUGGCCAUCAUGCUCCGCUCUCUCGGCUUCGGCGCCAUCCCACUGCACGGUCAGCUCUCACAAUCCGCGCGCAUGGGAGCCCUCAACAAGUUCAAGGAUAGAUCGAGGGACAUCCUCGUGGCCACCGACGUCGCCGCCCGCGGUUUGGAUAUCCCCAAGGUCGACAUCGUGCUCAACUACGAUCUGCCCCAGGACAGCAAGACGUACAUCCACCGCGUCGGUCGUACGGCUCGUGCGGGUAAAUCCGGUCGCGCCAUCAAUAUCGUCACGCAGUAUACCAUCGAGAUCCUCGUGAGGAUCGAGGCCGCGCUCGGCAAGAAGCUGGAGGAGUAUCCCACCGUCAAGGAGGAGGUCAUGGUCUUCAAGUCCAGAGUUGAGGAUGCUGAUAGGGAGGCGAAGCAGGAGCUGAGGGCGAUCGAGGAUAAGAGGCAGAGAUCGGGCAGGACCGGUAGGACGGGGCGCCCCGCUCGCGGGGCGAAGAGGAAUGUGGACGAUAUGGACAAGGAUGAGUAA